Molecule: messenger RNA, 2889 nt
Organism: Phascolarctos cinereus (koala)
Lineage: Eukaryota; Metazoa; Chordata; Mammalia; Diprotodontia; Phascolarctidae
Gene: SLC2A9
Product: solute carrier family 2 member 9
Biological process (GO): dehydroascorbic acid transport
Cellular component (GO): plasma membrane
Molecular function (GO): D-glucose transmembrane transporter activity
Source: RefSeq, a predicted model, not a curated record
UUUCUAUUCCUUGUUCCAGGCAGCGGUAUUGCUGGGAUAAUUGCUAAGCUAGGCAAUUAGCUACUAAAGUCAGCACGAUCCUCCAUCUAUCUUAAAACAAACAAACAAAUAUUUACUACAUGGAUUACUCUGCCCAGAGAUUAGCUCCUCUUGCACUUGGCACCAGAAGGGAGCAAGGCAAUAUGUUUCUAAUUCCAGAUAGAGAGCAGCCUGAAUGUGAACACCUGAUGAAAAGAAUUUCAAGUGUGAAAAAAAGUAAGGACUGGUCAUAUUCCCUCAUCAUGGCAUCACUUGUUGGAGCUUUUGGCUCUUCCUUUCUCUACGGUUACAAUCUUUCUGUGGUCAACGCUCCUUUCCCGUAUAUCAAGACUUUCUACAAUGAUACCUGGGAAAGAAGAUACGGCCACUCAAUAGAUGAUAGUACUGUAAUGCUGCUAUGGUCUGUGACUGUGUCGAUUUUUGCUAUUGGUGGCCUAGUGGGCACAAUGAUGGUGACUUUGAUUGGAAAGGUUCUUGGAAGGAAAUGUAUGUUAUUAGUCAACAAUGCAUUUGCCAUUUUAGCUGCAGUGCUUAUGGCUUGCUCACACGAAGCAGGAUCCUUUGAAAUACUAAUCCUGGGUCGGUUCAUCAUGGGCAUUGAUGGAGGCAUUGCUCUCAGUGUCCUCCCUAUGUAUCUGAAUGAAAUCUCACCCAAAGAGAUCCGUGGAUCUUUGGGACAAGUCACUGCCAUCUUCAUUUGCAUUGGAGUAUUUGCUGGUCAGCUCUUGGGCCUGCCUGAAAUACUGGGACAGGAGUCACUGUGGCCUUACUUGUUUGGUGUGAUUGUCAUUCCUGCCUUCGUCCAACUUGUGAGUCUCCCUUUUCUGCCAGAGAGUCCACAUUAUCUGCUCUUUGAAAAGCAUGAUCGGGAUGGAGCAGAAAAAGGUAACAUUUCAACUUUCCUUGGGAAAACGGAUGUCUCUCAAGAAAUUGAAGAGGCCCUUGCUGCAAAUCAGGUUCAGAGAAACAUUCGCUUAGUCUCGGUCUGCGAACUUCUGACAAGGCGUUCUGCUCGCUGGCAGAUAAUUACAGUGAUUAUCACCAUGGCCUGCUACCAGCUCUGCGGGCUUAAUGCAAUUUGGUUCUACACAAAUAGUAUCUUUUCUACUGCUGGGAUACCUACAGAGAAGAUUCCAUAUAUAACUCUGAGUACUGGUGGCAUUGAGACUUUGGCUUCCAUCUUUUCAGGCUUGGUCAUUGAACGUCUGGGGCGCAGACCUCUCCUCAUUGGUGGCUUUGUGCUCAUGGCCCUCUUCUUUGGAAUCCUCACUGUGACUCUGACACUACAGGACAAGGCUCCUUGGAUCCCCUAUCUGAGCAUUUUCUGUAUCCUGAGCAUAAUUGCCUCAUUCUGCAGUGGGCCAGGUGGAAUCCCAUUCAUCUUGACCGGAGAGUUUUUCCAGCAGUCUCAGUGGCCAGCUGCCUUCAUGAUCGCAGGGACCGUCAACUGGCUGUCCAAUUUUACGCUGGGGCUCCUUUUCCCAUACAUUGUGGAAGGUUUGAAAACAUACUGCUUCCUGGUCUUUGCCACAAUCUGCAUACUAGGAGCGACUUACUUCUAUUUUGUCCUUCCUGAGACCAAAAACAAGACUUAUGCAGAAAUCAGCCAGGUGUUUGCCAGAAGGAAUAAGGAAAACCUCCCAGAGGAGAAAAUAGAGCAAGCCGGAGCCAGUGGACAAGGCAACAGGAAGUCUGAGCUAGAGUCUUCUUUCACACUUGACAACCACAUCCAAAAUAAAAUCAUUUAACUUGAACAGUCUCUCCAUUUGGGGGCUGGAGUUUAUGUGUCUAGAAGAGAGAUGCUUUCCUAAGUUCAAAAAGUCAUUGUCCUGAAACACUCGAAGUAGCCAAACUUCUCUGCUCAUGGAGAUUUUAAAAUAUUCAUCUGUAGAGAGAGAAAGACCAUAACCUCCUCAACUUGACUGUGGCUGCUUAUUCUUGAACUUCUGGAGUCUAGAAAGUGAAAAGUCUCCCCAUCUCUCCACCCUUAUUCUGCCCCUCCAACAGCCCAUUCCUUUAGUGUAGUUUUUCUCAUCUCAUGUUGCCACAGAUAGAACUCCCUUGAAUCAUUCUGGGGAAAGUGCUUGGUUUAAGAGCAAAUUGAGGAGAUGCAUAAGAUGAACACUAAUAAUAAUAAUAUUAAUAAUAACAACAACAAUAAGUCAACUCCUGGGCACUCAGUUCCUGAAGAAAGUCCCCUUCACGUGGAAUGAGGAUAAAAUUGGGGUCUACAGAGAACAUUCUCUCGCUAACUAUAGCAGCUUCAGAAAACAUGCUCUGUGAUCAGUCUGUUCCUGGGGAUGAGCUGGGAUGGGUGAUGUUCCAUCCAGUCAUAUCAGAGAGCUGUGUUCUUAUUCCUGGGCUUGUACAAACAGAGACGCCUGUGCUAACUGGCAAAUUGAACCAUAAAGAAAAUGAAGAACAUGUUAUAUCUUGUAACAGAAGUUAAAUUAAGUGUGGAUAGAAGAACCAUGACUCCGUGUUCCAUUAACUGUAUCACAGAAACACAGCGAUCCCCUACAGAGGCCCCAGAGCAGACAAUCAAAGGAGUCAGCUCUCCCGUUGGCUGUGGUUAGAUCAGACCCAGCUAGGGUUGAUUUUUAAGUUGAACUCAGCUCUGUCCCCUGGCCCAGUUCACCCUGUAGCCACCUUCUCAGGGAGAACUCAGGAAAUGAAGAUUCACUUUCGUUUCAACCUUUGCCAAAUAGAAACAGGAAAAUCAUUUUGUUGUGGUAAAAGAAUAAUUCUAAAAACUCAACUGUACUAAUGCAGACAUUUGUAAGUUGUCUCUGUGAAUAUAUAUGUGUGUACAUGUAUGAAUAUUUUAGAAUAAAAGGUGAGAAGUGUGUA